UUUUUCACUUGUUACUUUCUUUAGGGUUACUUUUAAAAAGAAGAUUUCACUGAUCACAAGCCAGCAGAAGACUUUCAGCCCAAGCAAGGGUGAAGACAGCUCUCUCCAAGAGCAGAGGAAGUCCCUGUGGAGAGAACCCGAGCUUGUUAGCAGAACUCGUCGGCAUGUCUAAACAAGGAGACGAUUGCUACUUCUAUUUCUAUUCUACCUGUACCAAGGGAGACAAAUGUGCCUACCGCCACUGCGAAGCUGCUCUGGGCAAUGAGACGGUCUGCAAGCUGUGGCAGGAGGGUCGUUGUUUCAGGAAUGUCUGCCGAUUCAGACACAUGGAAAUUGACAAAAAGCGCAGUGAGAUUCCUUGCUACUGGGAGAACCAGCCGGGAGGCUGUCAGAAAGCCAACUGUGCUUUUCAUCAUGCAAAGGGAUGUUACAUCGAUGGACAAUUCUUACCACCAAGCAAGACUACACUGCCAAGUCCGCCUGAGUCCGCGGACGAUGAUUUGAAAGUGGCUCAGAUGUCACUGCAGCAAAAGAAACUUUCUGUCCAGUCAAAUCCCUCUCCACAGCUAAGGGUGAUGAAAGUGGAAAACUCUGAAAAUGUCCCAAGCCCUACACACCCUCCAGUUGUAAUCAAUGCUGCAGAUGAUGAUGAAGAUGAUGAUGACCAACUUUCUGAGGAAGGAGAAGAAACUAAAACUCCCGUCCAGCAACCAGCUGCGGAAGGUAAAAAUGGAUUACAGGUGAUUUCCACUCGGAAAGGCAGUUCUCCUACUACUAAACAAGAGGGCAAUCUGAAUUUUGGAAUAAAAACACUUGAGGAAAUCAAAUCGCAGAAGAUGAAGGAAAAAAAUGAGAGACACGGUGAAGGUUCUUCAAGAUCUUCUCUUCGUCCCGUUGAUUCUAUGAUUUUUCCUGCUCCAGAAAAGGAAAAUGUCCGGACAGUGGUGAGAACUGUGACACUGUCUUCCAAGAAAGGGGAGGAACCUGUGGUUCGACUAGAUCUUGCUGAUAGACAAGGAAAACGGAAAGCCUCCGCGGAUGAUGUAAGCACCGUUCCAGUGAAGCGCAGCCUUGCUGAAAGGCUGGGGAAGAAGGUAGAGGCUCCGGGAAAUGCUGACAAAGCACCCAAGAGAGAUACAGUUCAAGUUGCCAAGUCUCUGAAGGACAGGCUGGGAUUACCUCCUAAACAGACCAGCACUGAGAGAGGGAAGGCUGCUAAGCCGAUGGGAGAGAUCCGUGUGAAAACACUGGAGGAAAUCCGUCGUGAGAAAGCUCUUCAGAGACGCGAAACUCAAGCCAAAGGCGAGGCUGAAGGGCAUGGUAAAACUGAAGAUUCCAGCGCAGGGGCAAGACCUGCUCGUGCAGGUCGCAUCAAAACUUUCUCUGAAGCCUUGUCUGAAAAAAAGAAUAAUCGCUUGGUAGAAGAGAAGAAAAAAGCAGGAGAAUCCCAUACCAAGAGCAAAAUUCAGGGUGAGUCCAAGAAGCAGCUCGCUCUGUCCGGGCGAAUGGAUUGCACAUUGUAGCCUUUCUCUCUCUCU
Anas platyrhynchos (mallard) is the source of this 1538-nucleotide messenger RNA. NCBI's taxonomy places the organism in Eukaryota, Metazoa, Chordata, Aves, Anseriformes, Anatidae. The record is from RefSeq and is a predicted model, not a curated record.